Esox lucius (northern pike) is the source of this 2089-nucleotide messenger RNA. It is a transcript of the gene ankrd10a, whose product is annotated as ankyrin repeat domain 10a. Bases 257 to 1504 code for a protein of 415 amino acids. The transcript is spliced from 6 exons. The record is from RefSeq and is a predicted model, not a curated record. NCBI's taxonomy places the organism in Eukaryota, Metazoa, Chordata, Actinopteri, Esociformes, Esocidae. Gene Ontology annotation, molecular function: protein binding.
GUCUCGCUCUGGGUCACGGGGCAAAAAGUAGACUAGAACUAGGAUAAAAAGAACAAUGGGGCGUGUUUCUAGUGGUCAGUCUCGAUUUCAGUACUGUCUCUGUCUUCCUUCCCUUUGUAUACGGUUUGUGCACGUUCCAGUACGGUAAACGCUUCACGGAGGAGUACGAAGAGUCCUAUACAGGGAGUUGCGGUCGGUGGUCAUAGCCAAUUUUAUACGGCUAAUAUUUUUUUAGCUCAACACAUCGUAACAAAACAUGUCCGUUGGCAUUGAGUCGGGAUUUUCCAAUGACGAGGUGCUGAAUAGUCGUUUCCCUCUUCACCGGGCGUGCAGAGAUGGAGACGUAGUUGCUUUGUGUUCUCUUCUUCAGUGCACCAUAAGCCAUGCAGACCUCAUCGCGGAAGACUCCUUCUAUGGAUGGACACCCAUUCAUUGGGCAGCUCAUUUUGGGAAGUUGGAGUGUGUUGUGCGCCUAAUGCAGGCGGGCUGUGAGGUAAACACCAUGACAACAAGGUUUGCCCAAACGCCUGCACACAUCGCGGCUUUUGGAGGCCACCCGGAGUGUGUGCUGUGGCUGCUACAGGCUGGGGCAGACAUUAACAGACAGGACUAUGUAGGUGAGACCCCUAUCCACAAGGCCGCACGGGCUGGUAGUAUGGAGUGUGUCAAUGCCCUGUUGAUACAGGGUGCUAAACCGGACUUAAGGAACGCUAAUGGUCUGACGGCAGCAGACCUGGCUCACACACAGGGCUUCCAAGAGUGUGCCCAGCUGCUCUCCAAUGCGCAAAACCACCUCAACCAGCUCAACGGUUUCCAUACCAACAGUGUGUUAAAUGGCACCCACUCCCUCAGUCAAAGCCGGAGUCUACUCAAUGGGCUGGCCAAUAGAAAGCGGCUAUUGGAAGGCACAGAGCCCAAUCACAUUAAGAAGGCCAGAACAGAAGGUGUUGACUUGCCUGCUUGGAUGCAGCCAGGCUGUGAGAAUGAGCUGGAAAGCAUGCACAUGGACUCCGCAGCCCUGGAUGCCGUCUCAGAUGACCCUAAAGCCACCAUGGGUCAGAUGAACGGCAACACUGGGCCACAGAAUGGCGCCAUCUCCACCAAAAGUCACUGUAGCAUGCUGCCGCGCCUAAAUGAGGCCAACGCUGCCAUUCAAUCAAAUGGCUUCUCACCGUGGGGACUGCCGGCCUUAGCGCCUUCCACUGAGAAUGGGCAGUCGUCGCCACUGCUUGUCAAUCAGGAGCCAGAGGAGAUUCAGCAGCGCUUGGCCCAUGAGAUGUGCGGCUCACUCCACCUGACAGGAAGCCCCAGCAGCUGCGUGUCCCACCGGCCUUCCUGGGAGGCCAUGACAAGUGACCCAGGAGACAGCCUGCACUACGGACACUACCACGGCUUUGGCGACACGGCCGAGGACCUGGCCGAGGAGCACAGCAGCUCAGUGCGCGUGGAGCAGUGUUACAACCAGGCCCUGCUUGGAGCCAUGCACUUCUAUCACGACUCCUAAGUAGGGACAUUGGCCCUGCCCAAGAAAGUGGUUCAUGCAUCCGCAUGCCACAGUUAGGGCACAAGGGUUCCCACAGCCGCCUGCCUGCCUUAAUGAUGACAGUGACACUGCUGUUGUACUGAGGAGACGGAGAGAAGACAAAUAUUGUAGCCCAUCUACCAAAGGGAGAGAAAUAACUUUUUUCCUAUUUGAUAUCUGAAAUCCUUAUUAUUUAGGACUUGGGACAGAACCUUGAAAAAAAAAAUUGGGGUCAGUCAUGAAAAUAGAAGUUCUGAAAACAUUUUUAUUUAUGGAGAAUAAGCUAUGAAGAACAGCUGUCUGUCUGGUGCAGGUACAGCAAACUAGCCCAAAAAGAAAGUUUAUUGAUAAGAUAUUGUGGAAAUUACUUGCUAUGGUGUAAAAAAAAAACUAUUGCGACAUGUUACUAUUGGUAUACUCCCUCAGACUAUAUUCCCACUAAUAUUACAGUGUCUGUAUACAGGAAGAGAUGUGAUUGUGGUAACCUGAUUCUAGUUUGUCUUGUGAUGAUUUUGGCUUGUUUGUUUUUUAAUGGUGAUUAUUAAAAUAAAGGUGAUAAGACCAUAA